This is a messenger RNA of Sciurus carolinensis (gray squirrel), 3182 nucleotides long. It is a transcript of the gene Chst10, whose product is annotated as carbohydrate sulfotransferase 10. The coding region runs from base 541 to 1620 and encodes 359 amino acids. Gene Ontology annotation, molecular function: sulfotransferase activity. The record is from RefSeq and is a predicted model, not a curated record. The transcript has 8 exons. NCBI's taxonomy places the organism in Eukaryota, Metazoa, Chordata, Mammalia, Rodentia, Sciuridae. Gene Ontology annotation, biological process: carbohydrate biosynthetic process; proteoglycan biosynthetic process. Gene Ontology annotation, cellular component: membrane.
CGGCGGCGGCCUCGCCCCCCGAGCCGGCGUCGCGCGCGGGGCUUUCUUCUUCCGGCGCUGCCGCCGCCGCCGCCACAUCCCUGGGCCCGGCGGGCGGCGGGCGGCGGCGCGGAGGCCUGGGGCGGGGCGGCCUCCGCGUUCCCGGGACGCUGGACCACGCGCGCUGCGCCCGCAGGCCGGCGAGGCCGGAGCGGAGCCUCCCGGGCCGAGGCGGAGCCUGCGGACUCCGUCGAGCGCGGGCUGCACGGAGGGGAAGAGCAGGCUGGGAAGCACAAGGGCUCUCGCUGGCUGGAGAUUGGAUUCGCUGGAAAUGAAAGCGUCACUUGAAGGGACACCUUGGAGCUGCCGUGUUGAGCAGGGCCAUGCCAGCAGAGUGUGACUUCUGGGACAGGCUGAGGACCGACCGAUGUGCCCACGUCACUCCCAGGCCGGGAGAACAUGAGAAGUACCCACCCCCAAGGCUCCGCGCACACCUAUGCAGGCAGGUGAACCCGGGCGAGAGGCACAGGGAGGGUCGUUGAAUGGCUGACGACGGACAUCAUGCACCGCCAGUGGCUCCUGCUGGCCGCGUGCUCCUGGGUGAUCUUCAUGUUCAUGGUGGCCAGCAAGUUCAUCACGUUGACCUUUAAAGACCCAGAUGGGUACAGCGCCAAACAGGAGUUUCUGUUCCUGACAACUGUGCCGGAAGCCGGGAGGUUGCGAGAAGAGAAGCAUUUUGCAGAGGAUCCAAAGCAUGCUCAGCCCACGGGGAAGGUGGCUCCCAGCAGCCAGCUCGUUGCUCCUCUGGUCUACGUGGAGCGCCUGGAGCUCAUGAGAAACGUCUGCAGGGACGAGGCCUUGAAGAACCUCUCGCACACCCCAGUCUCCAAGUUUGUCCUGGACCGAAUAUUUGUCUGCGACAAACACAAGAUCCUCUUCUGCCAGACCCCCAAAGUGGGCAACACUCAGUGGAAGAAAGUGCUGAUCGUGCUGAAUGGGGCAUUUCCUGCCAUCGGAGAGAUCCCCGAAAGCGUAGUUCAUGAUCACGAGAAGAAUGGCCUCCCUCGCCUCUCUUCCUUUAGCCAAGCAGAAAUUCAGAAGCGGUUGAAAACGUACUUCAAGUUUUUUAUCGUCAGAGAUCCCUUCGAGAGACUCAUUUCUGCAUUUAAGGACAAGUUUGUCCACAAUCCCCGGUUCGAGCCCUGGUACAGGCAUGAGAUUGCCCCUGGCAUCAUCCGGAAAUACAGGAAGAACCGGACAGAGACGCGGGGGAUCCAGUUUGAAGAUUUUGUGCGCUAUCUGGGCGAUCCAAACCACAGACGGCUGGACCUUCAGUUUGGGGACCACAUCAUUCACUGGGUGACCUAUGUAGAACUCUGUGCCCCCUGUGAGAUAAAGUACAGUGUGAUCGGGCAUCACGAGACCCUGGAGGAGGACGCCCCGUACAUCCUAAGGGAGGCUGGCAUAGACCACCUGGUGUCCUACCCGGCCAUCCCACCGGGCAUCACCGCCUACAACAGAACCAAGGUGGAGCGCUACUUUCUGGGCAUCAGCAAACGAGACAUCCGGCGCCUGUAUGCACGCUUCGAAGGGGACUUUAAACUCUUUGGGUAUCAGAAACCAGAUUUUUUGCUAAACUAAUGCUUAGGACAUGUGACUCCAGAUGUCUUUGUUAGACCGGGGACUAACCAGGUGGAGAUCUGAGCACGGAAAUGACACUCUCUUGCGCCUCUCCUCAGGACUCCGAGGCCUCCCGUGGUCCUAGGAGCAACUGAGGCUGGACCCAGACUGUGUCCACUUAGCUUGGAUGUAAGAUGCCCCCAGGUCCCGCCCCCACCUGUUACCAGGAUGCCACUGGCCCUCACUCACCUCAAGGAGUGAAGACCGCACACGUGCUGGCCGAUGGACUAACCAGGAGGCGUGGCAGCACCAGGAGCCAUUGCCCUCAGUUGCCAGGUCGGCAGCCACAGCCGGGGCUCCUCUGGCCAGUCAGGGUGGUCUCGCCUGUCACCAGUGGAUUGCAGAAGUGGUACCUGGCCCUCUUAGGAGGGGUAGCGAACUGAGGGACUGCAGAAGCUGCCGAGGCUGGCGGGAUCAAAUCCGAGUCACGAGAUGACACCUCUGGCCUUCGUCUUGGCGUUGCUAUAACAGAUCGUCCUUUCUGGGACCACUGAGCCCCUGUGACAUUCAGUGGUGACCCCAGAGCAGUUCCAGCGGUCCCUCUUUCGGAACCCAUGCCUGUGCAACGCAAGUCCUCGAGUCUGAGCCGCUGCCUGCCAACCGCCUGUCUCACUUAGCGUCAGAGGUAAAAUUCUGGAAAGCGAUUGGCGUGGAGGCUUCCACCUGGGAAGGGACACCUCUGGGGGACUUGGAAGGAAAGUGGCACAGGAAAGGAGGAGCGCGCUGGGCCGGGGGCUCGGGCUGCUGUGGAUCCCAUCUGGGUCCCUCCAUCCCGCCUCUGACACACGCCCCUUCUGGGUGGGCGGCGGGUUGUCUCCACCCAGCUCUCCUCUGAUGGUGUGAUGGACCGGCCAGGAGGAAACCAAACAGAAUCCUGUGCCAUUUACACGCUCAGUGCCCUUUCAUCUCAGCAAAACCCAUCUGCUGAUGCCACCAUCCCCCACUAACUGGCCAGGAGUUAGGUCGUCAAGUUCACCAGCAAUAAAAUCCUGGGCCGAGACAGCCUCCAGGAAUGUCUUCCAGGCACGGAGGGAGCGCCCCGAGGAGCAAGCCACAGCCACACGAGGGUCCCUGAGAGGUGACGGGACAGUCCCAGCGCCACCUGGGCUCUCCUCAAAGGCAGCCUCCACCUUCCUUUUCUCAGAAUCGCUGCCCGGACUUGUAAAUGUGAAAGUAAAAUGAUAUUUAAAACACGUGCCAAACCCCAUCCUUGCGGCAGUUCCAGGGGAAGGGGCACCAGGGCUGCGCGUGACCCUGAGGCCUGGCGCCUGGGACAGGUGUGCUCAGCCUGCUCAGGACGGGACCGGGAGCGUGACCUGGCCCUUCCCCCUCAAGGGCACGCCGAGGAUGUAACGUCCAGUUAUUUUUCUAUAAAGUUUUAGCAGUGUCUCGUUAAAAUCCUUUCAGAGGUGAUGAGCUGAUUGACGGCCUCCUUUCUGUCUGAAAAGGACCAGUGUGAACCAUGUAUGUGAAUUUAAGGCCUUAAAGUUAGUCCUAAUUAAAGUAGCAUUUUCUCUCAGAAA